AUGCGGUUUGGCGAGUUCGAUCAGAAGGUGUGGUUUGCCAUAUUAAAGCUGUCGUAUAAGGCCUCUGAGUGGAGUGAGGCGAAGGAGCUUGUAAGUCUGUAUGAUUACCAUGCAUUAUACUACAGAGCUACAGAGAGCGUCAAGGCUCUUAUCAACCCUUCUGGUAUCCUCUCCUUUUCCUACUGCCUCUCUCGAUUGAAGCCGCAACUGGCAAAGGAGUUACCGAUGAGGACGGUAGCGAUGGCCCAGGCUGAAUGGUGCCUCAAGCGGAAGGAGGAGUUUGCCCCAUACGAGUGGGAUCGGAUAAAGUCAUGGUUGAGGUCUAAGAAUGGCUAUCAUUGUGGACGGAGGUAUGCGGUUGAGAUGUCACAGUAUAAAAAACUGACUAGAGGUCCCAAGCUGAGGCUCACCGCUGCAUGA
Perkinsus marinus ATCC 50983 is the source of this 420-nucleotide messenger RNA. RefSeq lists its product as hypothetical. The transcript has 3 exons. The record is from RefSeq and is a predicted model, not a curated record. Bases 1 to 420 code for a protein of 139 amino acids. NCBI's taxonomy places the organism in Eukaryota, Perkinsozoa, Perkinsida, Perkinsidae.